UGUUUGCGAAAGACGGCUUUCCUGCAUGUUGUUUGUUGUGUUUUCAAAAUUUACUUCCAAAUGGAACCUCUCUACUUAAAAGCAUGCCGAAUGUGCAUGUGCUAUAGACAUCUUAAACCAUUGGAUUCGGAAAUGGUACGGAAAAUAGGAUCCUGCUUCGGUAUAAUGAUCAACCUUGAGGAUAGAACGUUACCCCUCGGUAUAUGUCGAAAAUGUACAAAAAAAGUUAUCCAGGCCAAGAAAUAUCGCGAUUUCUAUCUGUCAGUGCAGACGAAGCUGUUUGUAAAACGCUCAAACCACUUUCUUCGUAUAGACCGUCAACCAUUGGUUGAAGUUAUUUUGAGGCGCAAUGAAUCUCCACGAUACAUCUAUCCUUCGGGCCGGCGAGUACAAGACAGAAUGCGGGAGGAAAAGCGAACAAAAGCCCGACCAAGCUCGGAAAGCAAAACAGACCCUCAGAACAAUGCAUCUGGAAACAUUAAUGCUUCAGUGAAUAGAUUACUAUCUCCCAGCACUUCUUCUGCCAUUGCAACAAGCCAUUGUCGCCCAGAAGUAGAAUCUACUGCUGUUCCUCGUCAACGUACAACCUCAACUGAUGAAGUUCCUAACCAAAGCUAUUCGCCUUCCCCUGUACUUAAUUUUUCAAAUUCAAAUACUCCGCCUCCCGCUGCUAUUACAUUAGUUGUAACCACACCUGAGGAAGUGACAAUGAACGGUUUGGACGAUCCAGCAGUUAAGGAGGAUUUCGAAGCAACCGAACACGAUAACAAUUCGGAAAAAGAAUCUUUUCCUAUUGAAAAAUUGGAAACAGAAUCAGACAUCCAAUCGCAAGAUGAUACAGAAAAUGUUGAUGAUUCGGCCACGUUUUAUGAGGAGCAGAAAAUCUAUGCCACCGAAGAGUUGGAGGAAGUACUUCAAGAUCAAAACAUGGAAGAUCCCGAGGAACAUGUGGAAGCAGAGUACCUUAAUCAACACGAGCUUAGCGCUGGGGAUGGCUUAGAUUCGGAACACCAUCUGACACAGGAACAGUACGAUUCGACUGAAAUAGAAGUGCUAGAAGCAAGUGAAACAAUUGAAUCCGUCAUUCCCGGCAAUGAAAAUACUGGUUAUAAUGUUCAAGACACACGGCGACGCAGGCGAAGUAAAAUCUCGGGUAGAGAACUUUACAAGUCGCUGCUGACUGAAUGCAACAUAUGCGGUAAAAUGAUUGAACGCAACCGCUUAGAGGGGCACAUCAAUCGACAUUCGGGACGUCGCCCGUAUGCGUGCCACAUAGAAGGAUGUUCUUCGCGGUUUCACUGUAAGCAUGCCUGCCGUUUGCACGUUCGCUGUCGCCAUGGAUCGGAAUCGUUCACAUGUACCGAAUGUGGAAAGGUAUACAAAGCGCGGCGCGAUUUACUGGGACACAUCAGAGAAACCCAUGUUGAGCCGAGAUUUCAAUGUGACGUUUGUGGGAAAAAAUUUACAACCAGGUCUCGACUGAAGCAGCAUAGCUUUUAUCACACAGGAGAGAGGAACUAUCCGUGCCGUGUGUGCGAGAUGCGCUUUUUCAGCAAUUUUCAGCUCAAAGUUCAUAUGAGAACACAUACAAAAUCUUUCCCAUACAAGUGUUCCGUUUGCAACAAGCGCUUUCGUUAUCGUCACAUGGCAAAAGAACACAUUGUAAAAGAUCAUGGGAUAGAUAUCUCGUUGCAAAAGGAUUGGGUCAUACAGUACCCUGAACCAGAUCCGGAGGAAGUGGAGGUGAUAAACGAAGAGGAAAACAUCAUUCAAUACAACAUUCAGCGUCUCGAGGAAACAGAAGAUGAAGAUAAUACGCUGGGGGAAGGUGCAGAUUCGGCCACCGUAUCUUUGAAAAUCGAUAAUACAGACGAAUACCAGAUUCCAACCAGCAUGAACAGUUCCGAAAGGACAGCUAAUAAGGAAGCAGGUAUGAUGCGUUAAGGAUAAAAUUUGAAAAACAAAUUAUUUAAAAAUAUUAUUAGGAUAUAAAAUUUUUAAAAUCACAAAAACUUAUAUUUUUGCAAAAUAUACAAGUAUAUUGUAUAGUAUAGUAUACUAUAGUACAGGAAAGUAAAGAUGUACCCCAAUUUAAAGUAGGGUAAGUGUAUCAAUUGUGGCUAUAGCACCAAUUAUGGCUAUAACGAACACUAUUUUCGCUCUAAAACAGCCUAUUUGCAUUCUAAAACCACGGAAGGAUUUUUCAUUUCAAUUAUGAACAUUUUAACACAUUUGUGUUUCAUUAGUUUCAUGUUGGCCACUUCCGUUUGUUAAAUAUUACCCUUUUAAAAUGUGUUGCCAAGAUUUUUGUAUCUCUUACCAUUUUGAUAAGAGCAGCACUGUAGGAUAUUAGCGACCUAACCAUAUUUUUAUCUCAAAGUCAUCAUUUUGGUGCAAAAUAUUAUUUAUUUAACGCCUACACAUCAAAAUCUAUCAACAUUUCAUCGAAAAUAUGCCUUUUUUCUGUACGUCCAUAAUUGGUACAACUAACCUUCGGUGUAGCCAAAUAUCGCAGUAUGCUAUGGAUGCUUUGUUGACAAUUGUUGCUUUGGUCGUAGCGCGUAGUUUACAAGUGAACAACUCGGGUUUCUCGUUGUUAUUUACGCAAUCUAAAGUGUUAAUAUCAUUUAUGUUGUUUAAUAUCAUUUAUGUGUUUUAAGCAUCAUUUAUUUGUAAAGUGUUCGAAUCAGUAAUCGGUGCAAUAGUCAGUGAAAUGUAAUCGAUUCAGUUUCACUAAAAUAAUGCAGUCUUGAAUGACUUUCAUACGAAGAAGUGAAAUCUGAAGCCGCUCGUAUCGCCUUAUUGCCAAAUGCGCUCUUGUUCUUCCCUGAUCAAUAGUUAGUGCUAGUCUUGAUCGGAAGUAUCUUUGCCAAAAGAUAGUUGAACUAUGGCUACGAUUCUUCAUUUGAACAAAUUCAAAUAGACCACCCUGAUUUGUGCUAUUCUUCGUAUCGCGCUGAAACGGUAGCUGACUUUGGUAUAGCUUCCAGGUGAUAUGAAGGAUUGUUAGGUGUAUGGCCAAGCACGGUCUCAUUAGAAAGGUGUACGAAAGUAAUUUUUUUAGGAUUAGCCUCAUCAAUUGUGCGAUUAAUUGAGCGUGGAUAUCAAUACAACCAGUGAUAAAAAACGGAUAUUCUAAAAUGUUAAUUUUACAUUUUUAAUGGUGAUUAAAUACUUAUAUUGGUGCAGUGAACUUAUUAUUACUUGAUUUCAGUUAAAACAAUGUCACAAAGUAAUUUUUGGUGUAAAUAUCCACGAGUUUUAGAAUACAGCCACAAUUGGUACAGCUAUGGCGAAUUGCUAGGAACACUAUAGCCAUAAUUGGUACCUCAAGAUGCAAUUUUGAUUUGAAAUUUUCUAGUAUUUUGAUAAACACUGAGUGAAAAUAAAAAAAUACUCUCGUGUUCUACACAUUGUAGGCUAUAUAAAAACAUAAAGAAGUUUGAAAUUUUACCCAAUACUUAUUUUUACAGGCGUAAAAUCGGUAUCUUGAUGAC
Messenger RNA from Anopheles merus, 3497 nucleotides. Its product is annotated as transcription factor E4F1-like. Lineage: Eukaryota; Metazoa; Arthropoda; Insecta; Diptera; Culicidae. Bases 61 to 1944 code for a protein of 627 amino acids. Gene Ontology annotation, cellular component: nucleus. The record is from RefSeq and is a predicted model, not a curated record. Gene Ontology annotation, molecular function: zinc ion binding. The transcript is spliced from 3 exons.